Messenger RNA from Puccinia graminis f. sp. tritici CRL 75-36-700-3, 895 nucleotides. RefSeq lists its product as uncharacterized. NCBI's taxonomy places the organism in Eukaryota, Fungi, Basidiomycota, Pucciniomycetes, Pucciniales, Pucciniaceae. The transcript has 2 exons. Bases 1 to 336 code for a protein of 111 amino acids. The record is from RefSeq and is a predicted model, not a curated record.
AUGGGUGCAGAACAUGGGAAGAAGUCAGAUACACAAAUUCAAAGAAUUGAGAAGCUGUAUCAGCUCUCAAAAGAGUCAAACCUUCCGCUCAGUGAAAUUGAGGAGUUUAUCAAUCUUAGUGAGGAAGAAACACUGCCCAAGUUCAUUGCAAUAGCACACUUGAAUGCUGCCAAAUUUUAUAAUUCAAAAAAGGAAAUGCACAAAGUCAGAGAGCAUGCAGAGAAAGCAAAAGUGAUGUCAGAAAUGAGCAAUGAAUUCAAAAGGCUCAGUCAUGCUGUCAAUGAUUUAGAAACACUUCUUAGAGAUCCUGAAAAGCAUAGCUCCUAUGGAAUCUGAAAUAAACAAAAUGAAUAUAUAAAUAGAGCCCCCCCACCACAAAAAAGAGUUCCCCCUACCUUCCAAAAUAUAAAUAUAUAGAAAAACAGAAAAAUAAAAACCAGUGUUGAUCAGUAAACAACUAUAAAAAAAUGGGUUUGGUUAAAGAAAUCAUGGUUAUUAUAGAAACUAGUUUUAGGGUUUUAAGAAAUCUGUGUUCCACAAGAAUUUUCAUGAAACAGCUGUACUAGUUGUAGUAUGCAGUUAUAUUAUCCAUUUAUUUAUGAGAUCCUUCAUAGUUUGAGUAGCAUAUAAGGAGGAAAGUAACAAGCAUCACAACUUCUGCUCUCAACAAGAGAGAGUGAUCUUGAGCCAUUGUGCUCUUAAGCAAAGGUUAAGGAGGAGGGGAAAUACACUUUGAAUAGUCACAUAUGUCAUCAGUAUCAUCUACAAAAUUCCCAUUCACUGUCUGUACAUAAAUCAAUCAUUUUAAACACAUAAAACAUAUAAAACAUCACUUAUAUAAAAAUUCUAUUCAAAUAGUCUGCUGAAUCCACAUUGAUCUAGGUUUGAUAAGACA